CCGUCAGCCCAGCUGAUGAGCAGACCCGCAGCCCCCCAGCUUCUGGUGGGGAAAUGGAUCCCUGCAUCUUUAAGGCUGCGCGGGGCUGUCUGCUCCGGCGAGGCGACGCAGGCAGGGCAGGCUCUGCGGCUGCGGCUCUUCCCACCGCCGCCAAGGUCCGGUUAGCCAAGGUGGAGGAGGAGGAUGGGAAGAGAAUGGAGCUCUCCCAGCUCCUCAAUGAGAUCAGGGCUAACUAUGAGCAGCUCCUCACCAGAAAUCAGAUAGAGACGGUGCUGUCCACACGGAUGCAGCUAGAGGAAGAUAUAACCAGAAAGAUGGACAAGGAUGAAGAAGCUCUGAAGGCAGCUCGGGCUGAACUCAAGGAGGCCCGACGGCAGUGCCACCACCUGCAAGUGGAAAUUGAGUCUCUCCACGCUGUGGAAAGGGGCCUUGAAAACUCCCUGCAGGCCAGUGAGCAGCACUACCAGACCCAGCUGCAGGAUCUGGAGUCCGUGGUGGACAGGCUAGAGAAGGAGCUGCAGGAAGUGAGGCAUGGCAUCGAGAGGCAGCUUCAGGAGCACGAGAUGCUUCUCAACACGAAGAUGAGGCUGGAGCAGGAGAUAGCCACGUACCGCCGUCUGCUAGAGCAGGAAGAGAUCAGAUAUUACGGUUGUAUCCAAGGAGAAAAAAAAGAAGAAAAACCUACCAGGGGUAAAGUUGGCUUUCUUCUCCCCUCUGCCAUUAUAAAUGAAAUAUCCUUUUCAACAAAAGUCUCACAAAAGUAUGAAAAUGAAACUGCAGAGACAGUGAACAAACAGGCGGUACUAAAUGGAAACACGGUGAAGGAGAGUGCGGAGGCUCACGGCACCGUUCAGACAGAGAAAGUGGAUGAAGUCAUAAAAGAGUGGGAAGGCUCAUUCUUUAAAGACAACCCUCGCUUGAGGAAAAAGUCUGUUUCUCUCCGGUUUGAUCUCCAUUUAGCAGCCACCGAUGAGGGGCCUUUACAAAGUAGACGGGAUAAUCUACCAGAUAUUGAAGUCAGGCUUAUCAUGCGAAGAUCAUGUAGCAUUCCCUCCAUCAAGCCCCCGCCAGUAACCAACUAACCUGGAGAUAGUAUUUAUCAAGGACACUAGGUUGGACCUAAGUGGGCCAUGCAGACCCCCAGUCCCGAAUGUAAGUUAUUCUAUAUGUAUGGAUAACGUUAAGAUGCUGUGGGCUACAGCUCUCUUCAGAGAACACAUGUAGUCAGAGGUAAAGUUGCUAGGACUCCAAAGAUGAGCCUUUUUUUUUUUUUUUGUGCAAGGGGGGUGCCUAAAAAUAAAUCAGAAAUCCAAGGUGA
This is a messenger RNA of Psammomys obesus (fat sand rat), 1318 nucleotides long. It is a transcript of the gene Krt222, whose product is annotated as keratin 222. The coding region runs from base 54 to 1082 and encodes 342 amino acids. NCBI's taxonomy places the organism in Eukaryota, Metazoa, Chordata, Mammalia, Rodentia, Muridae. The transcript has 6 exons. Gene Ontology annotation, molecular function: structural molecule activity. The record is from RefSeq and is a predicted model, not a curated record.